Messenger RNA from Coccomyxa subellipsoidea C-169, 733 nucleotides. RefSeq lists its product as hypothetical. The transcript is spliced from 4 exons. The record is from RefSeq and is a predicted model, not a curated record. NCBI's taxonomy places the organism in Eukaryota, Viridiplantae, Chlorophyta, Trebouxiophyceae, Coccomyxaceae. Gene Ontology annotation, cellular component: nucleolus. The coding region runs from base 148 to 705 and encodes 185 amino acids.
AUUGAUACCCUUGUGAUCACCGCGUGUAACUCUUGAAACGUCACAAAGGGAAAGUAUAUUUCUAGUGUUAGUAGAGCCCGUAGCUCAAAGUAUAGGCAAUACUUCUGAUUGAACUUGCUUAUCUCUAACCAAAAAUCACAUUUUAUCAUGGGUGAUGAGGAAGUGCCAGUGCCGCCUCAAUACACAACGGGGCCUGUCACAGACUUCCGAAACGCAGCUCUAGGACCAGUGGGCUACAAGAUGUGCAGGAAGAGGAAGAUGCAGGAGUACCAGGAGCAGGUGGAUCUGGAGGAAGCACAGAUGGACGAGACAGAGGAGGUGACGAUCGCAGCAGCCCCUGCAAAGAGGCUCAAGCUGAACACAGUCGGCGUGGGCAAGACAUCGGGGAGAGGCUGGAAGGAGGCAGGCGAGAGGGCAGGCAGUUUGCGCAACCCGCUGCUGUCAACUUCCUGGGAGAAGAAAAUGGCUGACAAGGCGGCAGCGCAGCAGUUCAAGGCAGUCAAGAAGGCGGCCGUGGAUGCGCACAAGGAGAAGAAGCAGAAACUGCGCACUCAGAGGGAGGCCAACCUGAAGAGGAAGGAGGAGAACAGGAGGAAGAGCCUGGUGACUCAGAAGAUCAGUAACCCGGCAACGCUCAAGCGCAUGCUCAAGAGCAAGAAGGACCGCAAGAAGCUCAUGACCGCAGACACCCUCAAGAGCGUCUGAUUGCAUAGCAACAAUAGAUUUCAGCCAU